Messenger RNA from Pseudopipra pipra, 5689 nucleotides. RefSeq names its product Sad1 and UNC84 domain containing 2 (gene SUN2). The transcript has 18 exons. Bases 181 to 2316 code for a protein of 711 amino acids. Lineage: Eukaryota; Metazoa; Chordata; Aves; Passeriformes; Pipridae. Gene Ontology annotation, cellular component: nuclear envelope; meiotic nuclear membrane microtubule tethering complex. Gene Ontology annotation, molecular function: protein-membrane adaptor activity. The record is from RefSeq and is a predicted model, not a curated record.
GGGGGGCCCGGGAGGAGGGCGGGGAGGCGGCUGCCGCCUGCCCCCGCAAAACAAAAGGGAGCGGCGGCGGCGGCGAGAGCGGCUGGGAUCAGCUAGGAUCGGCCGGGAGGGACGGCGGGGGCUCCUUCCCCGCCGCGCGUGAUUCGCCGGUGAGCCGUGCCCUCCCCCCGUGCAGGCGCCAUGUCCCGCCGCAGUCAGCGCCUUGUCACCACCCGCUAUUACCCCGGGGACGACGAUGCCACGACCAGCAGCAGCGGCACCUCUCUGCUGGGUGGGACACAGCUCCCCUUCAAGGAGACCGCCGGCAGGACGAUCAGGAGGAAAUCGAGCAGCACAAAGCGCCUCUCUCCCGCCCCCAGCACCCAGACCUCCUACUACAGCGAGUCCAUGAUGAGCGAGUCCUACCUGGGGGGCAGUCGGGGCCUUGCUGCCCUGGGCAGCUCCAUGCUGGAUGAUGACCUGGACAGUGGCACGUACUGGGGUGGGGAGCUCUCUACCAGGAGGAGAAGAGGCACAGGGGACACAGAGUCCAGUAAGAUCAACGGGCUGCUGGAGAGCAAGACGUACGACACCUAUGCCUCUUCAUCUGGGUACUCCUCAGAAGAUGACUAUGCUGGUCACUUUUACUCAGGCCAAAGUAGCUCUGGGUCAGGUCUGAGGACUGCAGCCUCCCGAGUGGGCUCCUUCCUCUGGCAGGUGUUCACCUCCCCAGUUCGGUUCAUGACAUGGCUGUUCUCGGGGCUGGUAGGUGCCUGGCGCCGCCUCACUGGCACAGCUCCCCGCCUGGACAGCAUCCCUUUCUCCAGGCGCUACCCACGUGUGAAGAAGUCCCUGCUUCUGCUGCUGCUUCUCCUGCUCCUCGCUGCUGCCGCCUACGGAGCUUGGUACUUCUACCCAUAUGGGCUGUCAACACUCAGCCUGCCUGCCUUCCCGUGGUGGGGAGCUGGGAAGUUUUCCUCCUCUGAUGUGCCUGGAGCAGGGGACCUGACCAUGCUGGACCAGGGAGGACACCGGCUCCUGGCUCGCUUCCAGUCCCUGGAGAAGCGCUUCGAGGCACUGGAGGCUGAGCUGUCACGGUGGCAGCUGCGUCGGGGGGCGGCAGCCGUGACAGCAGGAGAAGAGCCACCCCCAGGGGACAUCCUGGUGCUGCUGGAGGGGCUGGUGAACCGCCGGGAUGCGGGGCUGAAGGAGCAUCUCCGCACUGACGUGACCAGCCACCUCCAGGGUGAGCUGGAUGCCUUCCGAGCCCAGGUGCAGAGGGAUUUAGACGGGCGCCUGGGGAAGAUGGCACAAGCCUCUCAGGAGAUGGAGGCGCGCUUGCUGGAGCUGAACUCGGAGUGGCAGAGCUCAGCAGAGGAGAGUCUACGAGGGACCUUGCAGCAGGAGGUGGGCAAGCUGGAGCAGGAGGUGGCAGCGCUGAGAAGGGAGCUGGUGGGCCUCAAAUCAGACCAGGAGGUGAUGGGGAAGCAUGUGGAGGGGAUGCUGGAGCAGCUGAAGGCAGUGCGGGCUGAUGUGGAAACGCAAUUCCCAGUGUGGAUCAGUCAGUUCCUGUCACAGUCCCGGAAGGAUGGUGCCACUGGCCUCAUCCUCCAGCGGGAAGACUUGCAAAGAGAGCUCCAGGCUCUGGAGCGCAAGAUCCUUGCCAAAGUCUCAGAGGACCGGAGACUCUCGGCCCAGGAUGCUCAGGCUGGUAGUGGAGUGGCCCUGCAGCGUGGGGGGACUGCAGGGGUGACAGAGGAGCAAGUGCAUCUCAUCGUGGGCCAGGCCCUGAAGCGCUACAGCGAGGACCGUGUGGGGAUGGUUGACUACGCCCUCGAGUCAGCAGGGGCCAGCGUCAUCAACACCCGCUGCUCGGAGACCUACGAGACACGCACAGCGCUGCUGAGCUUGUUCGGCAUCCCCCUGUGGUACCACUCACAGUCCCCCCGUGUCAUCCUGCAGCCAGACGUCAACCCUGGGAACUGCUGGGCAUUUCGUGGCUCCCAGGGCUUUGCUGUCAUCCGCCUCUCCAGCAUCAUCCGCCCCACAGCUGUGACACUGGAGCACAUCCCAAAAGCCCUCUCACCCCAGGGGACCAUCCCCAGUGCCCCCAAGGACUUCACUGUCUAUGGCUUAAAGGAAGAAGGAGAGGAGGAGGGCCUUCUCCUUGGACAGUUCACCUACAACCACGAUGGCGACCCCAUCCAAACAUUUUACUUGGAGGGUGACUCUGUAGGCACAUACCAGCUGGUGGAGCUGCGGGUGCUGAGCAAUUGGGGCCACCCCGAAUACACCUGCAUCUACCGCUUCCGCGUGCACGGGGAGCCAGCGCACUGACCCCCGGCUCCCGAGCACGAUGAGGAUGCCGCCAGGCUGACAGCAGGAGCGGAUUCGUCUGGUUCACCGCUUCGCACAUAGAAAUCCCGGGAUGCGCCAGCAGCUGCCCCAGGAAGCUGCUCCCCUGCGGGGAGGAGAAGAGCUGGUGUUUAAGGGGUGAGGCUUUCACUCUUCUAAGGACUGAGGUGGUGAGACAAGAGCAUCCCAUAUGGGUCCUAGCGCAGCCUGGCUUGUUUUCUGUGCAUAUCGGACUUUUUUAACUUUUUGAGCUAACUUUUUAUCGGGUCUGCGCUGCCCCUUGUCCCUGUUGCCCCGCUCCUUUCUGAUGGUGUGUCUAGCAUUGCCAGGACUUGGGAAAGGGGUGUGUAAUUUUGUGAUGUGCUUCAUGCGGGCUUGGGUGCGAUACGGUUUAUGGGACUGUGGUGCCUGGCCCGGUUCUGCCGGCGUAGGUGGGAGCCACCAGUCCACACAGUGGAGUCCCCUCCACACAGGGUCACUUCUCUUGCCUUGGCAUUGGGUUGGCUAAAGAUCUCCAGCCCUCCGAUGCUGGUCUGGCAGAGAGGAAAUGAGACAGUAUUAAUGAAGUGUUAACAUAGAGCUAACGGUUUGGGGCGGCAGGAGGAGAGAAAUGUGGCACAUGUUGGUGGCAGAGCCUGCCUUGGUGCUGCCGUCCGUCUGCUCAAGCCCUCAUGCUGCCAGUGGCUGUGCUGGGUCUUGGUGAUGCUAUUGGCCUCCCAGGCUGGCUGCCUCCCCAGUGUUAAGCUUGAUGAUUCUAUUGAAAAUUCCUGUUGCCUGCUUCUCCUUUGGGGUUUGUUCUGGGUGUUUUUUUUGGUUGUUUUUUUUUUUUUUUUGAGGGGUGGGGAGGGGCAUUAUUUUACAGUUGGGGUGUUGGGAUUGGUUUUUUUGGUUUUUUUGUAGUAACAAAGGGAAAAAAGACUUUUUCCUUGCAAUUUGUACUUAACCGGAGAAUGUUACAUGGUGCCACUUGGGCAAGUGGCUUAGAUGUGGAGAGGGCUAGAGCUUUGUUUAGUAGCAGAAUAGCGCACAUAGCAGAAUAAGCUAGAACAAGAGCAGCAGAGCUGUUUGAAAUAUGGGCCUCGUUGUUGGGGGCUUGGUAGCUGGACCUGGGAGAUGGGGUCCUCUGUAGGCUGCUGCUGAUGGGGUGCUGGAGGCAUUCCUGCCCUCCUUGCUCUGAAUGUCCUCUGAGACUGCAAUGGCUGGCUGUGGCCUUUUGCCCAUGGCUGCAUCUGUGUAUACAUGACUGUUAGCAGCAAGCAGGAACUGCUGCUUCAGUGCUCUGCAGGUCUCUUGGGUGGGAGAUGGGGCAGUCUCCAGGGCUUGCAGGUGCCAACAUGCUUCUGCUCAUUGGGGAGCAGCAGUCACCCCCACCUGCAGUGCUCUGAGCUGCCUCCAUCAGCUCCCAGUCCCUGAUGGCAGAUGGCUGGUGCAGCCUGACCUCCUUUCUCUUGGAAGGGCUGCCUUUCCCUCCUACCUCUCCUCACAGGCAUUGCUCUGUUCUCUGAGCCCUGGCUGUGGAGGACAGUGCUGGAGCAGGAUGGGGAGUUCUGACUGCAGUGGGCAUGAAAUCCUGCCUGUGCUAAUGUUGUAGAUGGGGGGAGCCACAGCAGGGGUUUGCAGGAAGGAUGCACAGAGAGCUUCCCUGGGCUGAGGAGUGCCAGAGCCAUCUGGCCCCUCCACCUCCUGGUUCCCUGCAUCACAUGUAUUUUGGCUUAUGUUCUUUUAGCAUUUACAGCCUCCAUCUUUGUCUUGUGUUUUGUUGAAAGAAAAGCUAAAGGGCUCACAUUUAGCGCUUCAUCCCUGCCUGAUGCUGGUAUCAUCCUUCCCCUGGCACCAUGAGAGCACCGUGUAUUGAUUCCCACUCUGGUGGUCUCUGCUUGAAGCACUGUAGGCAUAGAGGAGGAGGGAAAGGGACUGAGGAAGUGUCUCCCUUCAUAAUGCCCUAAUGUGUUGAUCAACAGGCAGAGUUGCUGAGCCCUGCCCCCCUCCAUGCCACCCUGAGGGGAUGAGGAUGGUGGCAGCAACAUCCCUUCUGCAGGGGUCCACUUGCUCCAAGCAAGGGAAGUGAGCCCAGAGGCCACAGCCCCAUCUCCAACAGGUUAAAAUUACCCUGUGGAGCCUUCUGCAGAGCUGGGAGGCCCUGCUGCAGGGAGAAAGCUGACCUGUAGCCAGAUCCAGUGACUAUAAAUUCUCUCCUAUAUUGAGCAUAGUCUUAAUUCUUGGCAUCCACAGCCAAAGUUAUUUUAAACUCAUCUACAGCUGCCUGCUUGCCUUGGAGUCAUGUCCGUGAGUGCCCUGUGCACAUGGAGCUGUGCUUUUAUCAAUGCCUAGACCUGUUCUGGGCUCAGCAGAGCAGCUCCUGUAUUUAUUUGAAUGAUAGAGAGAGCAGAGAUGAAGCUCUCCCUUUUUCCCACCUCUCUUUGGCUUCUGGAGCAAAUACCAUAACCAUGAGACUGGGAAAACCCCUUCUUUAAUGUUUCUUCUGGCUCCCUGGUCUCUGGUUCGGACUAUCAGGGCAGACAGGGUCUUUGCCCAAGAAAAAAUUGUUUUGUGGUAAAUCACGCAUGCUUGUAAGAGGUGGGAAAAGGGACCUCUUUCCCUGAGAAUAGAAUUGUAGCAUGGUCUCUGCACCUUCCAAGGGGGUGUUAGCUGGUGGCUCUGGGUUAGGGAGCAUUUGGCUUUACAGGGCAAGCUUGCCCUGUCCUUUGGAGAUGAAAGUCUCUGCUGUUCUGAGGUAAAAUCCUCUGGAGACACCAGUGAGGGCUCAUCCUGGGGCUUUAUGCUCUUCUCUAGCUGGUUUUAGAGGCCUCAUGGUGCUGCCUGUGUGAGGAUCCCCAGGAACAUAUGCUGAGGCUACAUGUAGUUUUUCAGCCCCCACAUUCAGCAUCAGUGCUGGGCUGCAGCCUGAGUACCUGUACUGAAUGCCUGGGCAAGCUGCCUUUCCAGCAGCCACUUGCAGGAUUUCUGCAACACUUCCCAGAGCUACAAAAAAAAAAAGGGCACAUAAAACUGCUGCUUCAGCAUGUGCAUCUCUGCCCAAGGGUAUUUAAUCCUAGAGCUGAUGCAGAAGAUGAGCCUGGUGAGGCAGGAGAAAUGCAGAACAGCUGUGAGAGCAGAUUUCCCUUAUUUACUUCAUUUCCCUCCUCUAUUUUCCCUCCUUCUGAGUUUCCCCUACACACGUUACAAAUUAACCCUGCAGAAACAGAUGGUUACAGGCAGGAGUUUGUAUUUGAUGCUGUAGCCUGUUGCAAAUGCUGCACUGUUUUGUUCAUUUUAUUUUUUAAUCAACAGAUUGUAAUUUAUGCCUAUGCAAGAAAAAAAAAAGACCAAGACAAAUAAAUUAUAUCAAAACUGU